Messenger RNA from Perca flavescens (yellow perch), 447 nucleotides. Its product is annotated as phospholipase A2, minor isoenzyme. Gene Ontology annotation, biological process: arachidonate secretion; lipid catabolic process; phospholipid metabolic process. The coding region runs from base 1 to 447 and encodes 148 amino acids. The record is from RefSeq and is a predicted model, not a curated record. Gene Ontology annotation, molecular function: calcium ion binding; phospholipid binding. NCBI's taxonomy places the organism in Eukaryota, Metazoa, Chordata, Actinopteri, Perciformes, Percidae. The transcript has 4 exons.
AUGAAUCUGACAGCUCCUCUGCUGCUGCUUCUCACGGCUUGUGCGGCCAGCGGUGCGCUGCUGCCCAAGGCCUUAUGGCAGUUUGGGCAGAUGAUCCCUUGCGCCCAGCCUGGCGUCAACUCCCUAAAGUACAACAAUUACGGCUGCUGGUGCGGCUUCGGGGGGAAGGGAAGCCCUGUGGAUGAAUUGGACAUGUGCUGUAAAGUUCACGACAAAUGCUAUCAAGAAAGCAGAAAGGCUCCAGGGUGCACGGCUAUCGCUGACCUUCCCUAUGUUCUUGUUUAUGACUUCACCUGUUCAAACCAACAAGUGACCUGCUCAGCAACCAACAAUAAGUGCCAGGCUGCCGUGUGUGAGUGCGACCGGGUGGCGGCUCACUGCUUCGCUCAGUCCGCAUACAACCCUGAAAACAAGAACCUCGAUCCCAAAGUCCACUGUGUCAACUAA